Coprinopsis cinerea okayama7#130 is the source of this 1560-nucleotide messenger RNA. RefSeq lists its product as hypothetical. The record is from RefSeq and is a predicted model, not a curated record. The transcript has a single exon. Lineage: Eukaryota; Fungi; Basidiomycota; Agaricomycetes; Agaricales; Psathyrellaceae. Gene Ontology annotation, molecular function: protein binding. The coding region runs from base 1 to 1560 and encodes 519 amino acids.
AUGGCUCGUGUACCGCAAGAGCCACUCCCAUACCAGGAUCCUGCUAUAACUCCUUACUAUCCAUCAACAAACAACGGUCUUCCAAGUGAACUCAUCCCUCAAUGCAUCGCUCACUUAUCGAAGAUGGACGGGAUCGUAGCGACGGCGAAGAAAGAGGUGUUCAGGCUCCAGGCAGAGCUGGAUGAGGCUCGUCGACAACUCCAGCAUGCACUGGACGAACAAGCAUCUUGCGACUCCCUCCUCGCACCGAUUCGACGCGUCCCAAGCGAACUCCUAUCCUCGAUAUUCAUGAUCGUUCUUGACUGUCCACGACUGUUAUCAACCAGGGACGUAAUACAGAUACAGUACCUUCAGUUGGUUUGCCGUAAGUGGCACGACGCGGUGAAUUCGACGCAUGAGCUUUGGGCCGGCUUGGAGUUCGACGUGGAGAGUCCACGCCGCGCAUUCAUGACACCGGAGGAGAAGAGAGCUCUUCUCGAAAGGUGGUUCGAGCGGGCGGGGGGUUGUGGGAUUAGUCUCAAGCUCGGAGGAAUGCAUCGGCUGGGGAUGACUGGAGUGCAAGAAACGAUGGACGAAGAACUCACUCUCCGGGGACUGCUGCUUCGACCAGGGCGCCGGUGGAAGUCUCUCUCGUUCAUCUAUCCCCGGUCUUCUUGGAUCAAGGUUCUUCUUUCUGCACUGGAGAAGGAAGCAACAUAUUCCCACUGCUCGUGGAGGGAACUGGAAGAACUCGACAUCCAAUUCCGGCCUAGCCAAGACGCCCGCAGCGAAGAGAUAAUCCAGCUUUCCCGCCUCAAAAACCUCAAACGACUCACCCUCUCUUGGAUGUCGCACCCCUUCGUCGCUCAUGCCACCCUCCAACGUCUCCACCUUAAAGGCUUCCGCCUAGACCACGGCGCACUCGUCCACAUUCUCGCCCUGCUCCCCUCCCUCCAAGAACUCGAAUUGACCUCUCCUCAAUACACUACUCGCCACCUUCCCCCGUGGCGCCCUGCUGACGAGGCCAACCUGGCCAAAGUGUCCGUUUCCAAGUUUUGCCUGAGCAAUACCAACCGACCCCUGGAACUUUUCCAACCAAAUUUUCGACUUCCCCGAAUGCAAAGCUGCCGGUUCGUCACCGUCAGCCCCAUGCUUUGGGACCGCGGUAUCCUCUCCGGUUUCUUCAAUCGCAGCCCGGACUUACAAGAAAUCGAUUUCACGGAGUCGAUGGUCCCUUCAGAUAUGAUCGCGGAGACGUUAUCAGCUACGACAACUUCGGUUAAACGUAUUUUGGUGGACGACUUUGUGUUUAUUGCUCAGAUGAGACCACCGCCAAGGUCGAAGUUGAAUGGGUUGGAAGUGUUGGUGGCUAAGCGUCCUCCUUCGGAGAAGGUGCUGCGGUGCAUGGUCGACUUCUUCCAACUGAGGAAGGAGGCUAUGGGUAGGGGUGAGAUAGUUGGUGGGGUGGUUGGGUUGCAUGUGGCGCAGGGGUGGCCAAAGUUUAUGACGACUCGCCGUGACUGGGUGAAGCGACUGGAGGAAGUUGGGGCUAGGAUGGUUCUCACUCCGUAUGAUGGGUAA